Messenger RNA from Ectocarpus sp. CCAP 1310/34, 3005 nucleotides. NCBI's taxonomy places the organism in Eukaryota, Phaeophyceae, Ectocarpales, Ectocarpaceae. The record is from the annotation of a GenBank genome assembly.
UCAGCUUGACCCGCCGGGCUCAUAUGCAUAUACCGUGACUGCUGUACGCUCCCAUCACACACAAUCGAUCCCCACUUCACUCCCCACGUCUUCUGGCGUCCGUCGCCGGCCAGUCCGUCCCAACCCCCGUAAGUCCGGCACCCUCCUUGCUGUCCUGUGGUUGCAGCUCUCUGAUCUCCCACAGUAGUGACGGCAGCGACUUGCAGCGCGGACAGAUCCCGGGCUUGGGUUUGAUUUUUCCCGGCCUUGUGCCCCACCCCUGUGCUCCCACCCCGAGAGAGAGAGAGGCACGCUACAGCCUCGCCUGGUGAGAGCCAUAGCGGCGCAGCAAGAUGGCCGGUCCGGAUGGCAACCAGUACGAGAGCUACCAGAAUGAGAGUGAGACGACCACCCUGUUGAGUCCCUCGCCGCCGUCGUCCCCGGCACGAGGCCGAGACAAGCAGGCAGCGUCGGCGACACCCGAGGAGGAUGUACGGAAGCACUACAAGUACGCGCUCGGCACCGGGUACAUGUUCGCGAUGGGAGUGUGCGGCAUCGUGCUGGUGGCCCUCGGAUCGACGCUGGACGACCUCGCAGACAAUUGCAGCACAACGGCAACCGACGUCGGGUCCGUGUUCAUCGCUCGCGGCGUCGGAGCGGUCCUCGGAGCGGUGGUCUCGUCCAAGCUGUACCUCUGGAUGCGCGGGAACAACGUCAUGUCGAUCAUCUUGCUCCUCCUGACGUCGGUCCUGGUCUACAUGCCGUUUAUCACCUCGGUGUACACCCUCCACCUCGCCUUCUUUGUGCUCGGCCUCUGCACGGCCAUCACGGACACGGGUUGCCAGAUCAUGACCCGGAAGCUGCACGGGGCGAAGGCCGGGCCCUGGCUGGGGGCCAACACUGUCGUCUUCGGCAUCUCGGGCGCGCUCGUGCCGCUCAUCGGCUACCUGACCGGUUCGCUCUUUGUCCAGUACGUCAUCCUGUCGGCGGUGAGCUGCGCGACGGCGGUGUUCCUGAUCAUCCUGCCCGCCCCAGAAAAGUACGAGGGUCUGCUCGAGGAGCGGAAAAAAAUGCCGGAGCGCAGAGAUGAAGACGUGGGGGUGCCGGGUGAAAGCUCGACGAGCAUCUGCAAGAUGGCCGCCUUCUACCGCAGGUACAAGAUCGAGUUCCACAUCAGCGGCAUGGUGUUCUGCCUCAUUGGCGGCAAGGUGGGCGCCACCGCGUACCUGGAGAGCUACGUCGACGAUACCGACGUCAUCGACGACUCGCACGCGGAGCUCCUCAUCGUUGUGCUGUGGACGGCCAUUACCAUCGGACGUCUCGCGGGUCUGCAGGACCAGCGACACCUCACCCUUCCGCGCCUGUACCGGCACUCCACCAUCCUGUUCCUGUGCGGUGCCGCGGCGGCGGCGGCAAUCCUAGUGUUCCAGAGCUCUGCGUUUGUCCUGUGGACCGGGAUCGCGGCAUACGGGCUCUACAACGGGCCGACCGUGGGCUACUGCUACGACCUCAACAACCGCGUGACGAUGCCCUCCGAGAUGGGCAUGUCGGUGGUGAUGUUCGGCCUCAACUUCGGGGCAAGCAUCGUGCCGUACGUGAUCUCGUGGGUGUGGGACUACACCAACUGGCCGGAGACCCUGAUCUUCAUCAUCAUGCUGUCCCACGUGUUGCCGUACCCGCUCAUGCUCAACGCGAAGCGCAUAGACGAGGCCAACAAGCGAAAGUUGCGGGAGGAGGCCAUUACUCCGAGUCUCUCCGAGACUCGCUCAACGCCAUCUUUCUCGGUCUGAUACGCCGACCGUAUCACGCUUUCUUGAAUCAUGGGGCUAGGUUUGCUACUGCUGCUGUUGCCUUCUGCAGCGCGGGGAACGGGAACGGAACGGGGAUGUGUUCAUGAACCUUGUAUUAUUUGGCGGACCCAUUGGUGCUACUUUGUUCUCUCUUCAACAUAGCGCGCUUGGAUUGUGGAGCGGUUGCAUGCCCGGUGCGAUAUUUGAUUUACAUACGGGCCGCCUCACGCCGCGGGGGAGUGGGGGCACACGUUCACACUGAGGGGGUGGGAGCACGCUUGUCAGCGCUCGUCGCGCGCGGGGGGGCGGGGGGGGGCGGGGGGGUUGAGUACGAUACGCCGCGGUGACGGUGGAACAAGCGCUCGUCGUUGCACAACUCGUUGUGUUGGUCAUUUUCGGCCUUUUGUCUUCCUCACGCACCCCUCACUAGGUGAGCACCUGUGCUUUGUGCUUUAUUUUCUUUUUCAUGUUAUUUAUGAAUGUCAUCUGUUUGAUUGUGCAGUCCGUGUAUGCUGGAGUAGUGGCAAGACGAAUGCUCAUGACGGCACAAGCGAAUGAGUUGGAGUUCGUCUGUCACGAGGUAGCGGACGAAUCGUAGGUGGUGCGCCAUGAACGCGUUUGCCGAAAGAUAGUUGUCUCUAAUCCCGCCUUGUUUUCGUCCUUGUUGCUUCUCUUGGUUUGACUCUGCUGUGUACUAGGUUUUGUAAUACACGGUGAAUUAUACUCCGGAGUGUGGUAAUCAUUUCCUUCCAAUGAACUACACGUCUCGCGAAAUGAUAUGAAAUUGGACAGUCCUUGGGGUCGGGAUUUCUUGGAAGAGUAGCGUAAGAGAUGCAACCACCGUGGCAUCGACUCUGUACGCUCCCCUCGUAUGUUCCUUCGUAGAGGGGGCCUUUGUUGUGUUGGAUACAUAUUUACGCCAAAAUGGCUUGUUGACCCUGUUACCCACGGGGGAGAUGUCGCUGUGUGUCGCUCGGGAAAUUAUGGAAACACAGGUAGCCUUCACUGACGCUAUGGAUUCAUUGCUAAUCUGUCUUGAACUCUUUGCGUAGAGAUGGAUUCGUUGUGUCAUGUUCAGAAAAUAAAAAAAUAAGACGCGUGCUUGGCCGUGCAAUAUUCGCUGGACACGCCGAUCAGGGCUGGCUGCGUAGCAAACACCAUGUGUGCAAAAACGCUGAGUGUGAGAAGAGACACCACGCUGCGAUGUAGCAACAGGGUUAACCACUGAUUUUUUCC